This is a messenger RNA of Scleropages formosus (Asian bonytongue), 5792 nucleotides long. It is a transcript of the gene atxn7, whose product is annotated as ataxin 7. Bases 298 to 2910 code for a protein of 870 amino acids. The record is from RefSeq and is a predicted model, not a curated record. NCBI's taxonomy places the organism in Eukaryota, Metazoa, Chordata, Actinopteri, Osteoglossiformes, Osteoglossidae. The transcript is spliced from 14 exons.
UGGAAGCACCUGGCGAAGACCUCCACAGCCAGUGAGACACUCCAUUCGCGUUCCAUUAUCGACCCCCUGCCUCAAAAAUCCGCGAUAUACGGCAGACUGCGACUGCCAGGAGUCGUAUCUGCAUUUUACAGCAUUCUGAAAUCAGCUAUCCGUGAGCUCAGAUCUCCGCUUCUUAUGUGCAGAACACAAAAAUCAAGAUAUUGAGACGCUGUCUCUGGCAAACUGAGCACCUAAACUGAUGAAGCGGAACUAAUCUGAAUAAUAGGAUUUCCUUUUCACAUUUGACAAGCGGAAAGAAUGUCGGAAAGGGCUGAGUGUGACGUCAGAGGGGAGCAGCGCAGCGCGGCCAGGCAGCUCCGGCAGCAGAAACACACGCAGGCACGGACGCAGACACAGACUCCGCUACAGAUACACAUACAGCAGCAGCAGCAGCCGCCGCCGCCGCGCGGCCAGCAGGGAGAAGCCUCCGCAGCAAUGGCGACUGCAGGAGAGCGCAGAUCCCUCCCCAGCCCGCAGAUCGUGCUGGGACAGCCUUGGAGUAACUGGGUGGAUGCGGCCAAACUCCACGGGAACGACGGCGCCGAGCCCGAGGAAAGUUUGAAAGAGUGCGGCGCCAGGAACCGGGAAGCCAUGAGGCUCUGCAGAGACGACAUGAGCAUCUUCGGCCAGUGUCCUGCACGAGAUGACUUCUUCCUGGUGAUGUGCAGUUACUGUGGCCAGGUGGUGAAGCCACAGGCCUUCCAAGCGCACUAUGAAAGAAGACACGGCUUGACUAGCAAGACCCCUGCGGCAGCCGUGACGACCGGUGCUGCUGCCUAUCCGGCGCCUAGCCUGCCCAGACCUGGAGAGAUGUCGGGCAAUAUGGGCCCCGGGCGGUCAGCCACAGUGAAUAGCACGUCCCCCAACUCUAGAAUCCUCAAAUCUGCCAAAGACAAGACAUCCAUGCACCGAAGGCCACUGCUCCCUUUCAAGGUUCUUCCUGACAAAGUCCUGACGCCAGCCGUGAAGGUGGAGAAGAUUGACACGCAGGUGAAGCUCACCCACACCACCAUGCCCUUGGCCACUGUGAGCCCCCCUGCAAAGCCCAGCCUUAACUGUUCCUCCGUACCAAAGCCUCCCACACUGGUAUCCCCUGGGCAACUAGUCAACGGCAAAGGCCUCUCUCUAGACAAGAAACAGGAUGGCAACGAGAGCCACAAGAAGCAGCUGCACAAAAGACUGCCUGAGCGUGAGUUUAAUCCAGACAUCCACUGUGGCGUGCUGGACUUGGUGGCACGCAAACCAUGCACAAGGUCUCUUACAUGCAAGACACAUUCCCUAAGCCAGCGAAGGGCUGUGCCAGGCCGCAGAAAGCGCUUCGACACCCUGCUGGCGGAGCACAAGAGCAAGACGCGACAUCGGGAGCUGCAGCGCAGUUCGGAGCAGCCCCAGCAGCAUCCUCCUCUCAGGGACCCUCACCCUACACCCUCCCGCCUUGCACAGGACCAUCACCUGGCCCCCCACAGCAAUGGCACCACCGACACUAAGGCUUCAGCCUCAAGCAGACCCAAGCUCCACAAUCCCAGUCUUCCACGGUUGAACAGUGGCUCAUCCCAUACUGGUGGGAGCAGCCAGGGAGACCCCAUGCUAUUACACGGCUCACCCCACCACUCGACCUCUACCACGGAUGGGGCGUCCCGUCUCUCUAGCGACGAGGGUGAGAACGAGGAGCGGGAGGAGUGCAUGGAGAAGCUGGACUUCCACUAUUCAGGUCAUCACCCUCAUCCAGCAGCUUUCUGCACCUUUGGUAGCCGCCAGCUGGGCAGAGGCUGCUACACAUUCAACAGGCGAUGGGAUCACGUACGCUCUGCUCUCAGUGCCAUGGUCGACAAACACGUCAAUUCACACCUUUGGAAGAAAAUUCCUCCAGCCCCAGAGAACUUGUCGUCUGCAACGCCCCACCGGACGAGCACAAAUUCCUUGCCCACGUCUCACUCUGGAGCUGGUGCCGUGGGCUUCCAGUGCUCCACCUCCAGCUUGUCCGCCUCCCCAUAUGCGCAGUCCUUUGAGGGGAAACCUGUCCUCUCGUACGGGACCACCCUGAACGCUCGUGCCUCCCCCCUGAGCUCUGCCGACCACCCAGCCUACAGCACACCCUCGAGACAAGUGUCUUCGUCGCCCCAGAUGCCUUCAGGGCUCUCAGGCGCACCCUCACUUGCGCCCAGCCGACCGCCCAAAUCCAAACCCAGCAGCAAGUCCUUCAAAUUCAAGGAGCCCUCAGGCGGAAAUGCCGGCGGCAGCCCUAACUGCAGCAGUGCUGUCGGCGUGGCGAAGAAGAGGAAGAACAGUUCUCCGCUGCCCUCCCAGCCACCUUACCCUGCUGAAUCCUCACCCUCCCCAUCCCCCUCCUUCAGGAAGAACUGUGUGCUGAACUCGGGUGGCUCAGGGAGCGCGCACCACCCGUCGCUCGGUUACUCCUCCUCCUCCUCAACGUCCUCCACCCACAGCGGCGUCCACGGCCUGGGUUUCAACUGCACCCCUGGCAGGACGAACUCUCUCAGCCUCAAGCAGGACCAAUCAGGGAGGGGCCCCCCAUCAGGGAGCCCCGCGGAAUCCAUAAAGCGCAUGAGUGUUGUGAUGAACAGCAGCGACUCUACGCUGUCUCUGGGACCGUUUGUCCACCAGGGCGGUACCGAGCAGGCAGGAAACUCGCACGGGGCCAUCGAUGGCCGACCGGAGGGCAGGAAGCGCAAAGGCCCUCCUGCCUCAGGCAGCGUCCACAGUGGCGGGGGAGGUCCAGGCCCUGGGAGGCCUAAGGUGCCCAAGUCGCUGGCUGUAAACAACAUCCAUGCCAAGCAUGGCCGCAGCAUCCCAGGGACACAAGGCCUUCCAAACAAUCCACUCCUACAACAGCCAAAGGCACGUCCCUGACAGUGGUUUUUGCUGCUGUCACCAAACGUGAUGUUGCUAAGUGGGACAGUGCUCGUCACGGUAUUUGGAACUGCACAAGGCCUUUUCGGGUUCAUCUCAGCUUCCCACAAUCCUCAGGGGUGGAGACCUACUGGACAGUCGGUGAUGUCGCAGUAUUCCCCGAAGCCAUGUUUAGAGCAUAGCCCCUUUGCUGGGGUCUGCACGCCGGUAGCGGGCCGAUAUGGGUCAGGCUACUGCUGCUGUGUUACAGUAGGAGAAUGGACCACGAGCUGCGCCGUGUCCAUUUGGUGUCCCGUGUUGUUUAGGUACAGGGAAAAAAAAAAGGGCUGGUGCUUGCAGUGAUCGUGCCUACAUUGGAACAGUAGGGGGCGACGUAACUUGUGGAUGCAGGUGCACGUUAUGUGCAUUCGUCAGGUCAGACUCUACUUAACUACUGCGAAUAAAACCUAGACUGCCUGAACUGAAGCCUUGAAGGGGUUAAACUGUCAAACAGUCUUAUUCCAUUUUGUUUAUUUGAAUCUUUUUUUGAAUUUUUUUCAUUUUGUCCCAAAAAAACCUAAUUGGUUAAGCAUACACACACACGAGGGGGGCACUUUGGUUUCUCUGAAACAUUUACAGCAGUUUAGUUGAAACUGAGGGGAGCUUAAAUCAGAGGUUCUGCUCACAUCUAACCUUAUGAAAUGGUUGUGGUUGGUGUAUUUAACACAGGAUUAUAAAAUCAGAAAGCUCCCCGUCCUUUGAAAAUCCCUUCCCAGUUCUAAUGCCUCCUGUGAAGAUCAGAUGUAUAUAAUAGUAAAAAUGAACUGACAUUAAACAGAAAGAUAGCAUAUGGCCCUGAAAAAGACACAUCUGUGAUUAACAGGAUACUCUUUUAAUAAAAAAAAAAGGUCUUGACCAGGUAUUAAUUUUGAGUUUUUGCUCAUGAAAAUAGUUGAAACAAGUUACUGUACACAACAGUGGGAGAUCUGAUGCACUCACCUGAAACCUGUCAAGUCUUUGAGACCACGGCUUGAUAUUGUUAAAUUAAUGUAUAGGCCCACUGCGAUUAUGAAAUUCUUUUAAACAUGAGACAAGUGUAACAAGCUUUGUUGUACACUGUCAUAGCAGAAAUAGUUUAGAUCAUUGACAUCAUGCACAGGUUUGUUCAUUUAAAUUAAUGAAGUAGCUGCUUCAUGACCCCAUGAAUUUUAGCCUCCCUACAGAGACUCCCUAAACUGUGAACAGUACUGACAAAGAAAAUGCCACUUUGUACAUAGAUUAUGCAACCCCCCCGCCACAUGCCCCCGUGCUUGCAGCAAGUGGCUAUUAGUGUGGUCAACAAGGAUAUUUGUACCAAGGUACCCUCUACUGCAGCUAUAACUACUGCUCAUUUUAACUUUUUUUUUUCUUUCCCUUUUAAGAGACACCUUUUCAACAAGAACUGAACAGGUGAUCACAUUCUGUAUUCACGUCCCCUGGAGUACUUCAACGGGCAAUAUUUUACUCUCCUGUCGAACAGUGAGCUGUAGGAAUGUGUCGUUUCAGAAUUUUGUGCAGGUGGCUGGGGUGAGACAGUUACACACCGCUGUAAUUCCUUAAUUUCUGAACCCUAGUGAUGUCAGUCAGCGAAAAGUAGCCACAGAGCAGCGUGUUUUUGUAUGUUGUUUGGGCUUUUUUCUUGUAUGUAUGAUACAAAUAUUGAAGUAUCCCUAUUUCAGAAUACAUAUUUUGUUAAAAUUGUACAUAUUUAAAUAUGUAUUUUUGCACAGGUGUUUUUCUUACAUACAGUUUUGGUACAAUUGAGAUCAUCAUUAUUUAUUUACUAAAUGAUUAACUGAAAGGACUUUUGUUAUUUGAAGUGGUUCACUGCCAAGCCAAUAAUGCAAUAUGCCUAUAGCAUACAGUGUCAUCUCUUACACAUGUACUUGGUUCCUUUAGAAGGUAAAAGUGUUCAGCUGAAGUGCAUCUUGGUCCAUCAAUUUAUCCUGGAAGGGAUAGUCAGCGACUUAGCUUUAGAUUGUUCCUAAACAACGAAUAGGGGAACCUGUCAACACUAAGUUAUGUUACUCAAGACCUGUUGUCCAUCCUGUCUUAUGAGGGGCACUGUUUUGGAAGGGACAGGACACACUGUACAUUUCUGUUGAGGUCUUACAAGUUGAGCCAGUGUUAAAAGGGGGGAGAGACGCUUCAAAGUGCAAACCCCCAGCAGCUUGAAUCACCAUUGCCAAACUUCGGGAGUAAGGAAGGCUUUUCACUGGAGCUUUUAGACAAGAGGGGAAACAAAGAAAGUGCCUGAAAAAGUUUUGCUGUGACUGUGGUUAAGGUCCACUGCUUAUUUUCUUUCAACAUACUUGAAUGUUAAAAAUGGUCUACGAUGGUAUUCGCCACUCCCUUUGCGCGCACUGCUGGGCCCCAGGGUGUAGUCCGAUUUGUGAGCGGUCUUGAAUAACACCCCCCCCCAAGACUACUGUUGAGCUGUUAUCCAGUUUCUUCCCCAAUGAAGUGUCUUGAGUUUUUGUAAUGUAAGGCCUGGAACUGCAGUGUGAUGAAGAUGAAAAGUAGGAUUCAGAAUAACCUAAGGGUGUUCCAUUUACCUCCUCUUGCUCUGCCAGUAUCUUGUGAUUGACCUGUAGAGGCAGCAAAGAAGCACUACAGCUGUGUAAUGUGAAGACAGCAGCUCAUAGGGAAUUAUGGGGAACAGCUCUACAUGCCAACUCCACUGUCAAAGCCUGUUCUUUUGUAUCUAUCAUCUAACACAUCAGAUCAGCUGGACCUUGUUGGCUGCUAUGUAAUUCAUGAACAAAAACAGUAGGAUUUCCUUAAUAUUUAAAGAUUGUAUAGUCUAUUUGGUUUUUUAACACUUCUGUAAAUAAAAUAAUUUAUACAGCUAUUUAUAAGUAAAA